Spodoptera littoralis (African cotton leafworm) is the source of this 846-nucleotide messenger RNA. Lineage: Eukaryota; Metazoa; Arthropoda; Insecta; Lepidoptera; Noctuidae. The record is from the annotation of a GenBank genome assembly.
AUGUGGGACAAAAUCAUAUAUAUGAUAGUGAUUCUCAUAGUUACGUACAUUUUAAAACAAUUGUUUUCUGAAACACCGAAUUUUGUGAAAUUUAAAUCGAAAUUCCUUCUGUUUUAUAUCUGGACUUCUGUAACAGCAGUGAUAUUGUUGCCAUUUUUUGUGUUUAAUCCGAAAAAUGUGAAAAAUUCGCUAUUUGGAUCACAAAUAGUGAAACAUGUAACCAAAGUUAUAGAGGUGAAAUGGCUGUUAAGAAAUGGGAAAGUAUUAGCUGAGGACCGUGGAGCUGUUGUUGUGUCUAAUCAUCAAUCUUCUAUUGACAUUCUGGGAAUGUUCAAUAUCUGGCAUGUAGCAGACAAAGUGGCUGCUAUAGCGAGAAAAGAAAUAUUUUACGUGUGGCCAUUCGGACUGGCCGCAUAUUUAGCUGGAGUGGUGUUCAUUGACAGGAAUAACUCCAAAGAUGCUUACAAGCAAUUGAAGAUUACUUCUGAAGUCAUGAUUAAAAAUAAGACAAAGAUUUGGUUGUUCCCCGAGGGAACAAGAAACAAAGACUUCACAAAGCUGCUGCCGUUCAAAAAGGGCGCCUUCAACAUAGCGGUUGCUGCACAAGUGCCAAUCAUACCUGUUGUGUUCUCGCCCUACUAUUUCAUUAAUAGAAAGAAAUAUAUAUUUAAUAAAGGCCAUGCGAUUAUCCAGUGUUUGGAUCCAGUCCCGACUGAAGGACUAACUAUGGAGGACGUGCCGGCGUUAAUAAACAAAGUACGCAACUCCAUGGACGCGGCGUACAAAGAACUCUCCAAGGAGGUGCUGAGCACUCUGCCACCAAACUACCCACUCGCGACCGAUUGA